This is a messenger RNA of Aspergillus thermomutatus, 1341 nucleotides long. RefSeq names its product AP-2 complex subunit mu. Gene Ontology annotation, molecular function: clathrin-cargo adaptor activity. The transcript has 3 exons. Gene Ontology annotation, cellular component: AP-2 adaptor complex; cytoplasmic vesicle. The record is from RefSeq and is a predicted model, not a curated record. The coding region runs from base 1 to 1341 and encodes 446 amino acids. Gene Ontology annotation, biological process: intracellular protein transport; clathrin-dependent endocytosis. NCBI's taxonomy places the organism in Eukaryota, Fungi, Ascomycota, Eurotiomycetes, Eurotiales, Aspergillaceae.
AUGCUCUCCGGCAUUCUCGUCUUCAACCAAAAAGGCGAGAACCUCAUCUUCCGCGCCUUUCGCAAUGACUGCCGUCCGCGCCUGGCCGACAUCUUCCGCAUUCAAGUCAUCUCCAACCCCCAAGUGCGCUCGCCCAUUCUGACACUGGGAUCGACGACGUUCAGCCAUGUCAAGCACGAGAAUAUCUACCUGGUGGCGGUGACCAAGAGCAAUGCCAACGCGGCAUUGGUGUUUGAGUUUCUGUACCGGCUAGUGUCGCUGGGGAAGAGCUACUUUGGGAAAUUUGACGAGGAGGCCGUCAAGAACAACUUUGUUUUGAUUUAUGAGUUGCUGGAUGAAAUCCUCGACUUUGGUUAUCCCCAAAACACCGACUCGGACACACUGAAGAUGUACAUCACAACGGAGGGCGUCAAGUCGGCCAUCGCCAACAACCCGACAGACUCGAGCCGGAUCACAAUGCAAGCGACAGGCGCGCUCUCCUGGCGCCGCGCAGACGUCAAGUACCGCAAGAACGAAGCCUUCGUGGACGUAAUCGAGGACGUGAACCUGCUCAUGUCCGCGACGGGCACCGUGCUCCGCGCCGACGUCACCGGCCAGAUCGUCAUGCGCGCCUACCUCACCGGCACCCCGGAGUGCAAGUUCGGGCUGAACGACCGCCUCCUCCUCGACGGCGACGGCGGCGGCGGCGGCGGCGCACGCUCGUCCUCGUCCUCCUCGCAGGCCCCCUCCGGCAGCAAAGCGACCCGCGCGGCCGCCGGCUCCGUCACCCUGGAAGACUGCCAGUUCCACCAGUGCGUGAAACUGGGCCGCUUCGACGCGGACCGGAUCAUCUCGUUUGUGCCGCCGGACGGCGAGUUCGAGCUGAUGCGGUACCGGGCCACGGAGAACGUCAACCUCCCCUUCAAGGUGCACCCGAUCGUGCGCGAGAUCGGCACCACGAAAGUCGAGUACAGCGUCGCCAUCAAGGCGAACUACAGCUCGAAGCUGUUCGCGACGAACGUGGUCGUGCGCAUCCCGACGCCGCUGAACACGGCCAAGACGACCGAGCGGACGAGCCAGGGGCGCGCAAAGUACGAGCCCGAGCAUAACAAUAUCGUCUGGAAGAUUGCGCGGUUUUCCGGGGGCAGCGAGUACGUGCUUACGGCCGAGGCGACGCUGACGAGCAUGACGAACCAGAAGGCGUGGAGCCGGCCGCCGCUGAGUCUGUCGUUUAGCCUGUUGAUGUUUACCAGUAGUGGGUUGCUGGUGCGGUAUCUCAAGGUGUUUGAGAAGAGCAACUAUAGUAGUGUCAAGUGGGUGCGGUAUAUGACUCGUGCGGGCAGUUACGAGAUCAGAUUCUAG